Molecule: messenger RNA, 3356 nt
Organism: Pararge aegeria (speckled wood butterfly)
Lineage: Eukaryota; Metazoa; Arthropoda; Insecta; Lepidoptera; Nymphalidae
Product: zinc finger CCCH domain-containing protein 18
Exons: 17
Coding region: 384-3155 (923 amino acids)
Molecular function (GO): metal ion binding
Source: RefSeq, a predicted model, not a curated record
UCUGCGAUGCGAUGAAAAGGCUUGAUGCGGCGCAAAUUGAAGAUUUUUAAUUAUUCAUUUUAAUACUUCAAGAAUUUACCGUCUUAUUCAUCUCAGUUAAGGUAAGGGCGUAAGUUUACCCAACGGAAGUUAUGAAAAGUGAUUAUUUAUUAUGUUCAUAUAUAUUUCUCCUAUAUCACAGCCAUGUUGAAGUAGUGUUGAUUUUAAUAAGUUUACGUCGGUUCAACGUUUACUAGAAAGUUAAAGUUUAUUAAAGUUCACAAGUACGUGUGAUCAGACACGAGUUUUGUUUGUGUUGUGUUAAUAAAGUUGAAAAGUCUUUACAAAAUGAAAAGUGAUCUAAAGUGCUACCGAUUCAGGCGUCGAGGCGUCAUCUUCAAGAAAUGGAUUCUGAAGACUCUCGAGAUGCAUCUGGAGAUGCUCAAUCAACAUCAAGCAGUAGUAGUUCCAGUUCAAGAAGUAGGCGAAGUUCAUCAUCAGAUAGUUCUAAAAAGGACCCAAAGUCCCCACCCCAUUCCCCUACAUCCCCAAGAUAUAAUCGUCCGAAAUCCCCCUCACCUGACAGCCGGUCUCAAACUUCUGAAAGAUCAACUACUACUGGUAAACCUCCAUUGUCGCCCGAUAAUUUGAGUGAAGCUCACUCGGACAUAAAUUCACCUGAAAAUUCUAUACCUCCAUCACCCAUAGACCCUAAAUCACCAGAUGGUCCAAAGUCGCCAAGUGAAGUUGGGUCAAAUAUUGGUUCGCCAGAAAACCCUGAGCAGUAUUCUUCAGCCCCACCAUCAGGCGGAGAAGGCCCUAAAACACCACAUUCUCCUGGCAGUUCUCUUAAAUCCCCACCAGCUUCACCAUUGCAACCAGUUUCUCCAGACUCUGCAUCUCAAGUCACAUCACCUAGAAAUCGUGAACCAAGAUCACCUUCUGCUAGUCCAUCCCCAGAUAGAGCAUCUUUUCAAUCCUCACCUCCUAGAUCACCAAUUAAAAAAAAUGAUUGGAGUCCUAAAGAAAAAUGGCGAAGGCACACAAAAGCUGAACAAAAAAUGGUCUCUAUGCCUAGAAAUCGGAGUAGAUCUGAAUCAAGCCAGUCUAGUAGAAGUUCAUCAUAUAAUAAAAGGCCAAGUAAUAAGGAUCCAGCAACUGAAGCAAUUUCUGAUGGUGAAAUGGAAUCUGAUCAAGAGGAUGAUAAACUGCGAAGCAAAUCAGCAGCAAGUGAUAAACAGGAAAAAGACCAUAACAUUAGCCAUGAAGAUUUAUCUGACGUAUCUGAUGACUCUGAUGCACCAGAUAACAUGGACAAACUGGCAAAGAGUAAACCAAAAACACCAUCACCUGAUACAAAAAAUGAUAUAAGCAAUGGUAAUGAUGCAACAAGUUUAGUGUCUUCACCAAAAUCUGACAACGGGAUUAGUGAUGCUCCCAAAUUAGAAAAAGUGCCUCAAGAAAAAACCAGCAACAUUGAAGACGGAGAGGAGCAAUUGGACUUUGAAGCAGAAGAAGGUGAAUGUAUUGAACCCACGAAAACCAAAGAGCAGUCAAAUGGAGAUAUUGAAACACAGGGAGCUAGGAAAGAGGAUGUGAAAGCUAUUCGUCGUUCACGAGGCUCUUCACUGGAAGAAGGGGAGGUAUCAGAUGAGGCAGAGCGGAGACCAGAAGAAAGUGAACCAAGACCUGUUUGCAGAUUCUUUUCAAGAGGUGCAUGCACAUGGGGAAAUAGUUGCAGGUUUCUGCAUCCAGGUGUGACAGACAAGGGUAAUUACAACAUGUUUGACGUGGUGCGCGGAGUGCCACCCACAGGACCCUUUCCCGCGCCCCGAGACACAGCGCCGCCCGAAUCCGCUUGGGAACGUGGCCUUCGCACGGCUAAGGAGAUGCUGAGAAUAGCAAACAAACGUAAAGAGCAGGAUAUGGAUUUCGAAGAGAAAAAGCUGCACUUGUCAGUGGGUGGGGUGGUUCACGAUCCGGACGCAGAGUUAGCGUACGCGGCCGCGGCCGUGGGAGCGUCGCCUCCACACGACGUGCCGCCCGCUCACCGCGACCCCGAGAUGUAUAAUAGGCCAGGUCCAUUCGGCGCUAUGAUCUACCGUGGAGGGCGUUUCCCGCGCCCUCCAAUGGACGAGCGCGAACGUUACUACGAACGUGAGCGUGGUUUUGAACGCGAGCGCCCGUACGAACGCCCGCCGUAUUACGACGAGCAUAUGCCUGCCCCUGAAGAUGUUCCCUACCAUAAGAGACGGGUACGCUCAUCACGCGAGGUGAUAGUCCAGCGUGCGGAGGUGGAAAAACGCGAGGCCCGUGAAGGCAGAGAAGGUCGUGAGGUUCGCGAAGGCCGCGUGAGGGAGAUUCGGGAUAGCCGUGAGAUUCGAGACGGCCGCGACGGCCGCGAGGGUCGCGACGGCCGCGGGGACGAGUGGGCCGAUCCCUGGAUGCGCGCUGAACCCGCCGCUCGACGAAGAAAGCCACAGUCCUCUGAGGACUCUUAUUCCUCUUCUAGCUCUUCAAAUUCCAGCUCGCGUAGUACAGGCAGCCCCGGAGCGAGGCGUAAGACACGGGCGUCGUCGUCUUCACGACAGAGGUUGUCGCCCUCGGUGAUCGUGCGAGAGCGUCGAUUGGCGACUGCACGCGCUACUGCCAUGAAUCCACCAGCGCCGCGCAGACGUGCACCCUCGCCGGCGGCCGCGAGGCAAAUGAGUGCGAACCCACCUCCGCCUGUACUACACCGGCAUAAGGAGGAACUAGAUCCAUACGGACGCGGCAAAGAAUCCAGUCGGAGUAGAAAUAGGAAAAAAUAUUCGAGAUCAUCUUCAUCUGGUUCAGAGUCGUCAACAUCAUCGAGCGAAUCGGAGAGCGAGUCACGGUCAUCAUCAUCGUCAGGCAGCUCAGGAGCAAGACGUGCUCGUCAGGCACGUCUCCUCAACGCCGCUGCGAGGCCUCGGAUGAAUGUUAAAUCUAAUGCUGGCCUAGCAGCUUCAGUAUCAACGGCCACUAGUAAAAAGGAGCCAUCGAUAGAGAAAGAAUUAAUUAAUAAGAAACGUUCAGCGACAUCACCCGUCGGCGGAGCGGCGCCUGCAAAGAAAUCAGUUUCAAGACGAGAAGAACUACUGAAGCAACUGAAGGCAGUUGAGGACGCCAUUGCUAGGAAGAGAUCCAAGAUAUAGGGCGUAGCUGUGGUGCUUUAUAGCAAAAGACAUUUAGGAGCAGCGAAUUUUAUGUACGAUGACAUUGACAGCAAUUUAUUCUGAGAACUUCUCUACACGCUGGGCGAACAAUAGCUGCGAGUUGCAGGCAUUGCAUUCAUAAUCGGGGCAUGUAACGCCAACUUUUGUUACUUCGAAGUGUUCAUUAAAUUUUUUAUAAGA